AUGAAGCCUUAUUUUUCAUAUUCAUUCAUUUUACUUAAUAUUACAUUUACAUUUGUCCAUAGUAGUGAUAAAACGAAUGAACUUUAUCAUUAUUUAAUGAACAAUUAUAAUAAAAAUGUUCGUCCAGUAAGAAAUAAUUCUGAUAUUGUUACCGUCAAACUUGGUCUCAAACUUAUACAAAUAGCUGAUGUUGACGAAAAAAAUCAAAUAAUGCAAACACAUGUCUAUGUACUUCAUGAAUGGCAAGAUUUUAGUUUUAUAUGGUCACCAGAAGAUUUUGGUGGUGUAGAAUAUAUUCAAAUGCCCAGUGAUUUAAUAUGGAAACCUGAUCUUGUUCUUUAUAAUAAUGCUGAUGGUGAUUAUCAAAUAACUACAAGAUCCAAAGCACAAAUUCGAUAUGAUGGAACUGUUAAAUGGAAUCCUCCAAUGAUCUAUAAAUCUUAUUGUUCUAUUGAUAUUGAAUUUUAUCCAUUUGAUAUACAAAAUUGUACACUGAAAUUUGGUACAUGGACAUAUCAUGGUUUACUUGUUAAUUUACAAUUUUUAACAAAUAAUGAAUCUUCUGUUCUUGAACGUGGUUGGGAUCUUGAAGAUUAUACUCCAUCCAUUGAAUGGGAAAUCACAAAUCUUCGAGCUAUUCGACAUGAAAUAGUAUAUGCAUGUUGUGUUGAAGUUUAUCUUGAUUUAACAUUUACAUGUAUUGUCCAACGAAAACCAUUAUUUUAUAUAGUUAAUUUAAUCAUACCAUGUUUUAAUAUAUCUGUUCUUGCUGUACUUGUUUUUCUUUUACCAUCUGAUAGUAAAAAAAAAAUUACAUUAUCAAUAUCAAUUCUUGUUGCUCUACUUGUGUUUUAUUUAUUACUUAUUGAACUUAUUCCACCGACAUCAGUUGUUAUCCCAUUACUUGGUAAAUAUUUAUUAUUUACACUUGUUAUUGUUAAUUUAUCAAUUAUAAUAACAAUAAUAACGCUUAAUAUACAUUUUCGUCGUUAUCCAACAACACAUAUGUCACCAUUUAUAAGAAAUAUUCUUUUAAUUUAUUUACCAAAAUUAUUAUUUAUGGAACGACCACCUAUGCCACCACGAUAUGUAUAUGUUCGAGCAAAAGCAUAUGAAAAUAAUAUUGAAAAUAAAUCUUUAACAUUUCCAUGGAAAGAUGAACAACGAAGAUCUAUUGCUCGAAAAACAGCUGAUCAUAUUGCAUAUAUUGCUGAACAAAUUGAAAAUGCUCAAAAUGAAAAAGAAAUUGUUGAAGAAUGGCGUUUUAUUGCUUUAAUUCUUGAUCGUCUAUUUUUAAUAAUAUUCGUAUCUGUUAGUCUAAUUGGUACAUUUUUAUCAUUACGAACAGCUCCAUCAUCACAUAAAGCUACUCCUGUUGAUCCACUUUGUUAUUUAUAUUAUCCACCUAUUAAUGAUUCACAAUGGAUAAAAAAAUGUGGUACUGAUCAUUUAAAUAAUAUGUCAAAUCGAAAUUUAGUUUCAAAUAUUCCUUAA
Messenger RNA from Adineta steineri, 1494 nucleotides. The record is from the annotation of a GenBank genome assembly. NCBI's taxonomy places the organism in Eukaryota, Metazoa, Rotifera, Eurotatoria, Adinetida, Adinetidae.